Molecule: messenger RNA, 1197 nt
Organism: Peronospora matthiolae
Lineage: Eukaryota; Oomycota; Peronosporomycetes; Peronosporales; Peronosporaceae
Source: the annotation of a GenBank genome assembly
AUGGGUCAAGGACAGAGCGCCAUCCCGACGACGGAACAGACGGCGCUCGAAGCGCUCUACGAUGCAUUGAACGGCGACCGCUGGCGUCGUCGAGACGGCUGGAAACAGGCCACGUACGACUGUGAGCAGUGGUUUGGCGUCGAGGUGGUCGCGGGUCACGUCGUAGCUCUCGAACUUCCAGCCAACGACUUGAGUGGAUGCCUUCCAGUCGCUACGCUCGCUCGUCUGCCGCAUCUGCGUGUCCUGGAUCUGUCCAAAAACCAGCUGCAAGGAGAGAUGCCAAUCGAGCUGAAGAUGCUCACGAGGCUCAAGCGUCUGGACUUGAGCUGCAACGACCUCACGGGCGUCAUUCCGAGCGAUAUCGGUGUCUGCCGAAGUCUGAAAGAACUGCAUCUACACCAGAACUCGCUGCACGGGACGAUCCCGGAGCAGCUGGGCAACCUCCAGCGUCUACAGACCCUCCAGCUCCAGCACAACAAUUUGUGCGGAGCUCUGCCCGCUGCUCUUUGUGAGCUGACGCAGCUGAGCAAAUUCAGUGUGCGAGGCAAUUGCUUGACGGGGUGCAUUCCCCCGGACAUUGGCCACAUGCGCUCGCUUGUCUUCCUCUCAUUGCGGAACAAUGAGUUCACGGGCGUCAUCCCAUCGUCUCUUGGCUGCUGCAAGGCACUAGAGUUCCUCAACCUAUCGAGCAACCGGCUGAGUGGACCUAUUCCCGAGGCAUUGGGGGAGCUCGAAUCCCUCGAGUACAUCUACUUGUUUGACAAUGCGUUGGAAGGCAGCAUACCACGUACCUUUGCACGGCUAAAGUUCCUCAAGGAGUCCGACUUCCGCGACAACCGCCUACGAGGCGAGCUGCCCAACUUCUUGGACGGCUGCCCCAGCCUCGAAGCUGUCAUGAGCAAGUGGAAGAACCGCAAGGCCAACUAUCGUUACGCUGUGUUAGGAGACCCUAUGCCAAGUUCCUACACCCCACCCGCGUCGUCGCAUGAUUUCUUGCAACAACUGGAAGAUCCAGUGUCCAAUUCAAGCGCCACCUGUUUGAGCAAAAGCUUUGGCCGCAUCAUCAGCAAUGACGAAAGCUCCGGCGACGGAGCUCCUGAGGACGACCCUGCCAAGACUUCCCACCUCGUUACGCACUUUUCACGCAAUCGCGUUCAGAAAGUGCCUACUACAGCUGCUGCGACUUCUGCAGUCUAG